Molecule: messenger RNA, 5835 nt
Organism: Eublepharis macularius
Lineage: Eukaryota; Metazoa; Chordata; Lepidosauria; Squamata; Eublepharidae
Gene: GALNT1
Product: polypeptide N-acetylgalactosaminyltransferase 1
Exons: 14
Coding region: 768-2447 (559 amino acids)
Cellular component (GO): Golgi apparatus
Source: RefSeq, a predicted model, not a curated record
CGCGCGCGCGCGGUUUGGGACGCGCACGAGCCUGCCGAGGCGGCGCUGGUGACGGGGGGCUGCCAACGUCUGUCCCGCCGCGCUCCAGCGAAGGCAGGCGGCGCCUAGGGGGAGGCCGGAGGCGGCGGAGGAUCGGGGAGAGGCGGCACCGCACGGGCUGCGCCGCUGACCGAUGUCCGUCCCUCGCUGUUGUCCGGCUCCGGCGCGCCUGGGCGAGGGAGGGAGACGAAGCCGGCGCGCCAUCCUCCCUCGGCCGCGGCGGUGACCGAGAGCCCCGGCCGGAAAGCGGCCUUGCUCCCCCCCUCGAAGCGGGCGGGCGGGCGGGCGGGCUUCCCCCUCCGCCGCCAGGGGGACCCGCGUGGCUGGAGAGCGGUGCCUGCUUCUCCCGCUGCUCCGCCACUCCCCCAUCCCCGAAGGUGGCCGACGGAGCGAGCCCGGCCCCGCGGAGAUUGCUACAACACAUACUCAUAGAUCGGGCAACAAGGAGCUAAAUGCUCUACCUUGCUGAAGGGGAAAAAAGAUCAGAAGGUAGCCACAGAAAUAAAAAGAGCGACAAGCUUGGAGCUAAGGCUAAGAGUAUGUGACUGGCCCAAGGUUACCCAGCAUCUUCCAUAACAGAGCAGAGAAUCAAACCUGGGUUGCCCAGAUCCUAGUCUGUCACUCUGACCACUAUGCUGUCAGAUGCAGAACAUGAUCCCCGACAACAGAUUUAAAGAAGACUUACUGACUUCAAUGUACAACUAUUUUUGUAUUUGACUUAAAGUGCCAUGAGAAAGUUUGCAUAUUGCAAGGUGGUUCUUGCCACCUCACUUGUUUGGGUCCUUUUGGAUAUGUUUUUGCUGCUUUACUUCAGCGAAUGCAACAAAUGUGACGAGAAAAAAGAGCGAGGCCUACCUCCUGGAGAUGUUCCAGAACUUGUACAGAAGCCACAUGAAGGUCCAGGAGAAAUGGGAAAACCUGUUGUCAUCCCUAAAGAGGACCAAGAAAAAAUGAAGGAUAUGUUUAAAAUUAAUCAGUUUAAUUUAAUGGCAAGUGAAAUGAUUGCACUCAACAGAUCCUUACCUGAUGUCAGACUGGAAGGGUGCAAGACAAAGGUGUAUCCAGACAACCUUCCUACAACAAGUGUUGUCAUUGUCUUUCACAAUGAAGCUUGGAGUACUCUCUUGCGAACUGUUCAUAGCGUCAUAAACCGAUCACCACGACAAAUGCUAGAAGAAAUUAUAUUGGUCGAUGAUGCUAGUGAAAGAGACUUUUUGAAGAGACCUUUGGAGAACUAUGUGAAAAAGUUAAAAGUACCAGUCUAUGUGAUUCGAAUGGAGCAGCGUUCUGGAUUGAUUAGAGCCAGGUUGAAAGGUGCGGCUGCCUCGAAAGGCCAAGUCAUCACCUUCCUCGAUGCUCAUUGUGAAUGUACAGUAGGAUGGCUGGAACCUCUACUAGCACGGAUAAAAGCUGACAGGAGAACGGUGGUUUGUCCUAUAAUUGAUGUAAUCAGCGAUGAUACUUUUGAAUAUAUGGCAGGAUCUGAUAUGACUUAUGGUGGGUUCAAUUGGAAGUUGAAUUUCCGAUGGUAUCCUGUUCCCCAGAGAGAAAUGGACCGAAGGAAAGGUGACAGGACCCUUCCAGUCAGGACACCUACUAUGGCAGGUGGUCUUUUUUCCAUAGACAGGAACUAUUUUCAAGAAAUUGGAACAUAUGAUGCUGGAAUGGAUAUAUGGGGAGGAGAAAAUCUAGAGAUUUCAUUUCGGAUUUGGCAGUGUGGGGGAACUCUGGAAAUUGUGACAUGUUCACACGUUGGUCAUGUUUUUCGAAAAGCCACUCCUUAUACUUUCCCAGGAGGCACAGGUCAGAUCAUCAAUAAAAAUAAUAGGCGGCUUGCAGAGGUUUGGAUGGAUGAGUUCAAGAACUUCUUCUAUAUUAUUUCCCCAGGAGUUACAAAAGUAGAUUAUGGAGACAUAUCAUCGCGAGCUGGAUUAAGACAGAAACUACAAUGCAAGCCCUUUUCUUGGUACCUAGAGAAUGUUUAUCCUGAUUCCCAAAUACCACGCCACUAUUUCUCUUUGGGAGAGAUAAGAAAUGUGGAAACAAAUCAAUGUCUGGAUAACAUGGCAAGAAAAGAAAAUGAAAAAGUUGGAAUUUUUAACUGUCAUGGAAUGGGUGGCAAUCAGGUUUUCUCGUACACAGCCAACAAAGAAAUUCGAACAGAUGAUUUGUGUUUAGAUGUCUCAAAACUGAAUGGCCCAGUCACAAUGCUCAAAUGCCAUCACUUAAAAGGCAAUCAGCUUUGGGAAUAUGAUCCCGUGAAAUUAACCCUGUUGCAUGUGAACAGUAAUCAGUGCCUGGAUAAAGCCACAGAAGAUGACAGCCAGGUGCCCAGCAUCAGAGACUGCAAUGGGAACCGUUCUCAGCAAUGGCUUCUUCGUAAUGUUACCCUUCCGGAAACACUCUGAAAAGUUUUCUAAGAGGAGGAUUGACUGGGCUACCUCAGCAAAUAUAACAGGCUGCAGCCUUCUGUAGCAAGCAGAAGCUGCCAGGUUUCUCAGCCGCUAGAUAUAGACUCUUCUGUGUCUUCAAGAGCUGUGAGCUAGCCAUCUUGGUGACAAGGGCAUGGAGUGAAUAAGUCCUUGUUGAAUUGGAACACUGAUGUUUACAAGAUUGAAAAUUUUUCAUCAACUAAUAUAGAACAUUGGGACCAGCAAGAAGUAACCAAGGAAAUAUGCUCUCAGGAGAGUGGCAUUAACCUAGUUUGCUUGUACAGUGGUAAUUUUGGCCAAAAGUGCUGGUAUGAAGAUUUUUGCAUUGUUAAUAACCCAGAUAUCAAACUUAGAUACAAACAUAAAUGAAGCAGAUACAACAUCAUCAAACAAAAAAUCAUUAAUCAACGAAAUGUGUAAACAGGGUUUAGAGCAAAGAAAUCAGAACUAUAGAAAGUACAGUUUGUAAUACUUAAAAGCAUCAAAUUUAUAUGUAGGUUUUUUUACCUCAGUGGAAAAAAUAUCCAAGUGAACAACAGCUUUAUGUUCAACUGUGUGGUAGUCCAUUAAUAUAUUUUCCUUCCCCUGGUGGAUCUGAAAUUAUUUUGGGCAAAAAACGAAAUCAUGAGCCUAAAUAAAAUUGGGUCUUUGAAUGUCAGUUCAAGUUUUUUUAAAAAAAACUUUUCUGGUUGGCUUGUGAGCUGUUGGAACAACUAAUGCAUUUUUAAUUGUCUGAAAACUGAAGGUUUACCAGCAUACUUUGUGAUUUGCUGUUUCAGCUGUACUUGGAUGAGCCGCCCGUUUGACGUUCUGUCACUGGUUCUUAAGGAACUACCAGUGCAUUUCAAAUUUAUUUUAAAUUGACUGUGACUGGGUUAGACGCUGUGGAUCUGUUCUACUAGCGGUAGUUCUUCACUUCAGCAGAAGGAGCCUUCCUCCAUUGCAAAAAUGUCUUGCAUCUGGUCAAAGCUCCACCUGCUGGAGGUAGGCCCCUCUGCUAGUGGGAGGGAUCCACGGGAUCCAGCCCAUUGUGUUUCAAGGCCAAACUGCCUACUGCUAAGGGUCGUAUUUUGUUCUCACAGCAAUAACGCUUUCAUUCUCAGAUUCCGAUGAUCAGAGAGCCCGAAAAUGUAGCUUAUUCAGGUAAUAAGCAACUGGCAUCUGAAUGAUUCCUGGAAGGGCUUUUCCACUCUCAUUCCUAUUUAGAUUAGAUUCUUGAAUUGUAAUGUUGAUCCGCUGCUUUUUUUCUAAUAAAAUCGAAGGAAAAUUGUUAAACUGGCCUCUUUUUAAAAAAUGAAUGUUGCCAAAGUCCCCAUGACCCAGUGUGCUACAUCAGUCUAGUGCUUUGAACAAAAUAGCUUGAUACAACAGCCUCUUUGAAGGAUCAUAGCAGUGGGAAAUAUGAUGGAUUCUUUUACAACAUGCAGAAUGAACUCUCGCCUUAAAGUAAAGCUAUAACAUGUUGUCCAGUGGCCAGGACAAUUUGGAAAUAGAUCAGUGUUAUCAGUUUUUGGCAAAUCAACAAGAUGUGCAUAUAGAGAGGGGAGGUACAGUUCUCUAUUUUUCUAGUCAGUUACAUGUUGCCUUAAUCAACCAUUUUCACUAUUAUAUGAGCUCUUGAGUUACAUGCAACUCCACUGCUAAGCACUGUAUAUAAAUCUGAACUGUACAAAUCUUGAUUUGUUGAUGUAGAGAGCUCUGCCUGGGGCAAAGUUCAUAUUUAACAUUUGCCCUUCAGGUGUAAAACUUUAACAUUGAUGUAGCCUUCAUUCAGAGAAAGCUCUUCUAAACUAUGGCAUUAUGCUAAUAAGGAAAGAAAUGAAUUUUUUAAAAUCUGCAACAAGUGUAUAUGUAAAAAUGUAUAUCAUAAUGUCAGGAGGACUAGGACAUCACUCUGCAGCUGUGUUUGUUGUUUUUUAUCUUUCCCUUCUUCCAACCAACUCUGUGAGAUAACUUAAAUUUGUAAGAAGGAGGUUGGCCAAGAUUUCACUGUGACCUUCACAGCUGGAGCUUCCAUAUCUAAAUCCAGUAAUUUAGCUACUGCACAAUAUUGGCUUCUCAGAUCUUUCCCAGUGAGGUCAGUGGAGCUUGCAUAAAAUUGCCAUAUUAGUGUUGCUAAAGUGGUGGACUUUUAACGGGGUGGGGAGGCUAGCUGAAGAAGAUAACACAAGAAUGUAGAGCUAAUUAAGGGCCUUUUUAGAGCAGAAAGCCUACCCAGUGAUGGCAACUGUUUAAGAAAUUUUAAUUUGGGUCUUAUGUUUCCUUCUCAACUUUGCAAUCCUCUUCCCAAAUUGUGCAAUACUUAUGCAUACAAAAAAAAGGAAAAGAAAAGCAAUUAAAACUAUAGGAGACAGUUACUAUUUUAAUAUGAAUUCCUCUGCCAAAUAUAGUAGACCUAAGUGUUCCUUUAAAAAAAAUGAGAUUUAGGCACUAAAAAUCUGUCCACAAACAACCUUUUUCACCCCAAUGAGCAAGGAUUCUGUUUGUUUGGAUGAAAACACCUUUUUUGCAAUCUCAGUAACAUCUUACAGAAGUUGGAGAGAAAAUAGUCUAAAAUAACGCUAUUUUGGAAAUAAAAUUCUCUCUGGAGGAAAAUCUCAGACAGUCUUGAAUGUUGCUUUGUUUUUGUAAUUCACUUCUCUAUUUUGCACAUGGACAUCCCUAGAAUUUUACACAUUGGUACUGUUCAUAGAAAGAAUGAUAGUAAAGUUGCCAAAAACCAAUUAAGUUCACAAAACUGCCAAGAGAACAAGAGUUUGCUUUUGAAAACUAAAUAUUUGAGAACUGUUGUAAAUGGGCUUACCCAUGCACAUAAGAGUACCCUAAUGAGAUGUGGUGUUUCUUCAUUUCACAAUGGUGCUUGAUUCUUUCCAUAGCUUGUAUAUUGUCUUUUUAUACUUGCAGUUAAUAUCCUUUUCUUAAUUCAUGCUGUUUUAACAGAAGAAUGAUCUGAUCACAAAGAUUCAGAUUUCUUUAAUGUCUUGUUUGUUCAUGGUGGAAUUAGUCUUGUAAAAAUCCCUUUUUUAGAUUUGCCCAGUGGGUCAAAUCAUACCAUUUCUCUCUGCUUUGCUGUUAAAGGUACAAUAUUUGGAGACAUUAUUGAAGAGACUUACUCAUUUCACAGUCAUGUUUUAAACUGGUUUAGCAGGUUUCUCCAGAUAGACCAGUGCGAGAAGAUACGUUGUUUGUGAUACUUUGGUGACCUGGUGCACAUGGCCAUUGUUACCUGAGGUUUACAGUAAAUGCAAUAGAAAAAUCGUUUGGGGCAAAGUUCAAGUAAAAUUACCAUUCUUUGGAGGAAAUGAUGUGUUAUACAACAUCUAAUACUCUUCCUGAGAUUAAAAAAAAAAUGCAAACACUUGAA